AUGGUGGACGUGUGUGCUGGAUGCUUGACAGAGUUGAAAGAUGAACGCAGAAAUGGCCAACCUGCAAAAUGGUCGAUGGCGAACAAUAUGUGGCUAGGAAGCAUUCCAUGGCAGCUCGCGAAACUGACAUUACCUGAACAACAACUCAUCGCGUUGUUGUACCCUCGCGUGUUCACGGUGAAAUUGUAUCCGAAGAACCCAUGUAUACCAAUCAGGAAUGAGUCAUUGCAGUCCGCGUUGAAGGGAAACGUCUGUACCUUCACCCUCAAGAACUCGAGAAUCGUGGAUAUGCUCGCAGGAAAUUUAAUGCCACGACCACCUGCCGUGUUAGCUCACCUGAUAUCGAUCACGUUCAUUGGGAAGGGACAAUUACAGAAACAUCACCUUCACAAUACCUAUCGCAUGAGGCGAUCAGCAAUCGUGGACGCGCUUCGCUGGUUGAAAGUUUAUAAUCGUUAUUAUCGAGAUAUCGAAAUUGAUCAGGCGCGCGUACAAUCCCUUCUGGAGGACGAUGUACCUGAAGAGUUG
Laetiporus sulphureus 93-53 is the source of this 528-nucleotide messenger RNA. RefSeq lists its product as uncharacterized. The record is from RefSeq and is a predicted model, not a curated record. The annotation marks the transcript as partial. The transcript has a single exon. Lineage: Eukaryota; Fungi; Basidiomycota; Agaricomycetes; Polyporales; Laetiporaceae.